UCAGUGUGGGAGAGACUCUGACUCACUGACUUUCAUUGCUAAAGGACUUGAAAAAUGAUUCGUUUGAUUUGAUCGAAGAUUCUGCAAGAUGAUGUCAUAUUUUUGAAACUCCUCACCCAGGAUGGGAGGAUUGUUGAUAACAAAGGGAGCUGUAUGCAUUUGUGACGGCUUUGGCUGCCCGAAGCAUUGGUGUCUCGACUGAGGCAGAGCAGACGACAUUUUGAAUUGGAAACAUGGCACUGUGCCCCUGCACUGUGAUGAACUCUGACACCAAGCUGGAUGGAUGUCACUCUUCAGCGUCAGGCUUGAGGGUACACCUGUACUGGUCAAGCGAAGGCCCACAGGACCUUGUUUUUACCGAGGGGGAGAUGGUUGCAGAAGACAUCUGUAUUCUGGCUGCACAGAAAUGCUCCAUUUCCCCACUGUGCCACAACUUGUAUGCACUUUGUGACUUAAAAGAGAAUCUUUGGUAUCCUCCGAAUCAUAUCUUCAAGAUUGACAAGGACCUGUGUUUGACUCUGCACUAUCGUAUGAGGUUUUACUUUAAGAACUGGCAUGGCAUGUCGGAAAAGGAACCUCGGGUAUACCGAUGGACACCGAAAAGGAAUGACUAUGAGAAAUUCGACCAAGGCAGCCCUCUGUUUGACCACAUGUCACUGAAUUACAUCUUCUCACAGGGUAAAUAUGAUUUUGUUAAUGGCAUCGCUCCUCUCAAAGAGCCACAGAAUGAGCAGGAAUUACAUGUCUUCCAAAAUGAGAGUCUGGGAAUGGCUGUGCUGCAUCUUUCGUAUAUUGCGGUCCUGAGUGGACGCUCACUUAGUGAAGUGGCCAAGGAAAUAAGCUUUAAGGGAUGCAUCCCAAAGACCUUCCGUGCAAAAAUAGACAGGUGCAAUGCCCUGACCAAGAUCCGGCUGAAACGUGGCUUCCGAAAGUUUGUGAGGAGCUUCCACUUGCCUGUGGUUGGUUCAGGAAAGGUGAUCCAGCACGACAUUAUAUUCAAAUACCUGUCUACCCUGGAGAACCUUUGCACCAAUUUAGGAGGCGAGAUCUUCCGUGUCUCGUAUUUGGAAGUGCUUCCAGAAAGUAGCAGAACCCCAUACAUAAACAAUCGGAAUUACCUGCAGACCACAGAGAAUAUCAUCUGCCCCACAUUACCUACCCAGGAAUAUGAAGUGCUGGUGACUGGGACAGAGGGAAUUCAGUGGAGAAUACUCAAGAAGCCUGCGCCCCUCAAAAAGGCCGGCUGGAAGGGCAAACCGGCAGACAGUGGCAGUGGCAAGUCGGGUGAAGCAGUUGAGUUCACUGAGAAGCCAUAUUCGCACUUCUGUGAUUUCAAGGAGAUUACACACUUGGUCAUCUCUGACUGCAGGGUCAGUGUUCACAGACAGGAUAACAAGUGCCUGGACCUUGUAUUGCCCUCACACAAGCAAGCACUGUCCUUUGCAGCACUGAUAGAUGGCUACUCUCGCCUGACCACUGAUUCUCACCACUACCUGUGCCAUGAGGUAGCUUCUCCACGUGUUGUGCUGAGCAUCACCAGUGGCAUCCAUGGACCAAUGCAACCACACUAUGUCACCAAUAAACUCCGUCGAGAGGAGAACAAAGAGGGGCUGUAUGUGCUGCGGUGGAGUGCUUUAGACUUCAAUAAGAUUAUCAUGACGGUUGUCAGUAAGGAAAAGCCUGAGUUUGAAUUAUUGAAAGGUUCUGGGAGUUUUCAGGACAUGAAGCAGUUUCAGAUUGAGAGGAAGGCCCCAAAUGCCUAUGUGCUGCAGGGAUGGGAGCGGUCAUUCCCCAGUGUGAAGGAGCUCCUCGAGAGCCUCAAGGGCUGCCUGCUGAAAUCAGGCAACGAGAGCUACAUGGUCAAAAAGUGUUGCCCGCCUCUUCCUCAUGAAUUUUCCAACCUCCUCAUCACGAAGAAUGUGAAGGACAGUGAUGUGCGACCACUCACAGCUCAGUUAAACCUGAGCCAGCUCAGCUUCCAUCAGAUUAGGAAGGAGGAAAUCAUUCAGGAGCACCAUCUGGGAAGGGGAACAAGGAUGAACAUCUACGCCGGGAGGUUCUGUGAGGGUGACGUUGAGGAGGAAGAGAUAGACUCCCCCUGUGAAGUGGGCCGCAGCGAAGCGCGAGAUCUCCGUGUGGUGUUGAAAGUACUCGAUCCUAGUCACCGAGACAUUGCAUUGGCAUUCUUCGAGCUGGCCAGUCUGAUGAGUCAGAUAUCUCAUGCUCACCUUGCCUUCGUGCAUGGAGUCUGUGUGCGGGGCUCAGAAAAUAUAAUCGUGGAAGAGUAUGUUGAGUUUGGACCAUUGGAUGUCUUGUUGCGAAAAGAGAGAGGAAAGCUGAGCCCAGAGUGGAGUCUGACUGUCAUUAAGCAACUUGCUAGUGCCCUGAGCUACUUGGAGGAUAAAAAUAUGGUGCAUGGGAACAUUUGUUGCAAGAACGUGCUUGUCGCGAGAAAGGGGCUGGAGGAGGGAAGCAGCCCUUUCAUCAAAGUCAGUGAUCCUGGCAUCAGUUUUACUGUGCUCACUCGAGAAGAACGUGUGGAGCGGAUUCCCUGGAUCGCUCCCGAGUGUGUCCAGAACGUGAACAAGUUAAGCCUGGGUGCUGACAAAUGGAGCUUUGGGACAACUGUUCUGGAAAUCUGCUGUCACGGAGAGGUCCCACUGAAGGAGCGAACGCUGUCUGAGAAAGAGAGAUUCUACGAGAUGAAAGGGAAACUUCCAGAACCAUCCUGUAAAGAGCUUGCUGACCUGAAUAGCCAAUGUCACAGCUACGAGCCAAACCAACGGCCAUCUUUCCGGACAAUUCUGCGGGAACUCACAAUGCUGCAACAGCAAAAUCCGGACAUUUCCUGUGAAAAUUCAGUGCCUACUGUUUCCGACCCCACUGUCUUCCUGAAACGCUACCUGAAGAAGGUCCGAGAUCUUGGAGAGGGUCAUUUUGGUAAGGUGGGUCUGUACAUUUAUGACCCAUUUAAUGAUGGCACGGGGGAAGUUGUAGCAGUGAAAUCGCUGAAGUCCGAGUGUGGGGAGGAGUUGCACACGAGCUGGACACGGGAGAUCGAGAUUCUGAAAACAUUGUACCAUGACAACAUCGUCAAAUACAAAGGCAGCAGCAGUGAGCAAGGAGGUCAGAUUGUACAGCUGAUCAUGGAGUAUCUGCCUCUUGGCAGUCUGCGAGAUUACCUUCCAAAACAUGCUGUCGGACUUGGACAGCUUCUCUUAUUCGCAAAACAGAUUUGUCAGGGCAUGUCCUAUCUCCAGUCGCAGCGGUAUGUGCACCGUGACCUGGCUGCCAGGAAUGUCCUGGUGGAAAAUGAGAAUGUUGUGAAGAUCGGGGACUUUGGGUUGGCCAAAGCCAUCCCUGAACACCAGGACUAUUACCGAGUGAAGGACGAUGGAGACAGCCCUGUGUUCUGGUAUGCUGUUGAUUGUCUUAAGGAAGGAAAAUUCAACUUUGCUUCUGAUGUUUGGUCGUUUGGAGUCACAUUAUAUGAACUUCUAACGUACUGUGAAACCCGCCAGAGCCCACCAGCAAAAUUCAUCGAGAUGAUUGGAGUGACACACGGACAGAUGACAGUAGUACGGCUGAUUGAACUGCUGGAGAGGGGGCAGCGUUUGCCUUGUCCGAAGUCUUGUCCCUUGGAGGUUUACCAGCUGAUGAACAAGUGUUGGGGAUCUGAUCCAGUUCGACGUCCCCCAUUUCAGGAGCUGAUUCCAGUCUUUCAGAAACUGUAUGAAAGAUACAAAAGGAUUGAAACUUCAAACAUUCUCCAGAAGUUAUAAACAGCAACUGCCCUGAUCAUCCUCUUUCUAUCCUAUUCCUUGUCUGACUUUGUAGAAUUAAUUGGCAGCAGCUGAUAACUGAAUAUUUAAUUUGAACCCUUCUCCAUCUUUCUGUGCUGUCCUGUCCUCCCUCCUUUACUGACCACCCUUUCUGUUUGUGUGCCUCUGUUGCUGUGCUGUCCUCUCUCACAGUGCUGUUGUUCUCCCCCCCCCCCCCCCCCCGCUAUGUCUCUGUGCUGUGUUCUCUCUCCCUGUGCUGCUCCCCUCAUGUGUCUCUGUACUGUUCUCUCUCCUUGUGCUAUCUUCUCCCUCCCUCACUCUCUGUGCUGUCCUCUCUCUCUCUCUGUGCUCUGCACUCUUUCUCACUGACCAUUCCCUCAAACUUCUGUUUUUGUGCUGUCCUCACCUCUCGCUGUACACCUGUCUCGUCCCAACCCCUCCCCCUCCAUCGCUCUUUCCUGAAGCUGUGGAUGUGUUGGACAGCUUCACAGUUAAUUGGCGGUUUGUGAAGCGAUGUCGCUGUGUGGAUUCGUACACAGCAAGCUGUCUCAAAUCCAAGAGAACCAUUUAGGUUUCUUGGCAGGGGAAUGAAUAUUGGGCUUGCAGAACUUUACAGCCUAAAUGAUCAAUGUGACUGAAAGCUUUGGUCUCUCGUCGGCAUUGUCAACGUGCUAUCAGGGGUUGGUCUCUCGUCGGUAUUGUCAACGUGCUGUCAGGGGUUGGUCUCUCGUCGGUAUUGUCAACGUGCUGUCAGGGGUUGGUCUCUCGUCGGUAUUGUCAACGUGCUGUCAGGGGUUGGUCUCUCGUCGGUAUUGUCAACGUGCUGUCAGGGGUUGGAGUGGAAGCAGCUGAAGGAUCUAACUGUGAAAAGGAUUGUUGAUGAAGGUUCAUGUUUUUAAUCCCUUCCCCCCCCCCCCCUCAGAACCCCUGCAGUUUGAAUUAGAUCUGAGAUGAAAAUUAAACGAUAUAGAUAUCAGCAUUCAUCCAACACUUUUCAUAUCUACCGUAAUGUAGUUACACAGAACGGCAGCAGCUGUUAAAGCCACUGAAUGGAAAUAUAUUUCAACUCUUCCCUGCAAUGGGUGCCUCAGUACUGAUGAGAUUCUGAUUUCUUGUUGAAACUCUGAAAUGUAGUUUGGUACAAUGAUGGCUCGAGUUAGAAUCACAUUGUCUUCAGAAUAAUAUCGAACAUUACAGCGCAGUACAGGCCCUUCAGCCCUCGAUGUUGCACUGACCUGUGGAACCAAUCUGAAGCCCAUCUAACCUACACAAUUCCAUUCCAUCCAUAUGCCUAUCCAACAACCAUUGAAAAGUGAAGACAAGAAACGAGGAUCCGGGAUCAGUGAGAAUCCUAUCCAGUAAUGCCAGGCUGGCUUGCUGUUGAAUAAUUUUUGCUUUGCAGCAUUUUGGGUCGUGUUACUAAGUGCCAGUAGACUUAUACAUUUUGCAUGUUUCUGAUUUAUUGAUUUCAUUGUGUGCUUUACUGCCAAGUCAGUUUUUGCCCUGCUUUAACUGAAAUCAGACAUUAGCUCAGCAGCCUUGGUCCUUGAUGGGACGUUUGGAGUUGGAUUACUGACUGAAGCCAGGGAGGCGGACUAAUACAUUCUCCCUGAACUGGUACCACACAGGAGGCAUCUUGUUAUCGUAUCAAACCAUAGCUGCCAGUAUUAUCAAAAGCACAGGACCAAUUGUAUGUGAGCUUCCAUAUCCAUCAAGUGGCUGAGGUGAGGGGAGAAGUUCUUGAGUCUGAUUUCACUAGGCAGUGACCCAUCAGCCCUCGUUUCCUCCAUGUCACGGUAAUUUGUACUAUUGACAGAUGUGGUCAUGUACAUACUGACCCACAGCAUCUUUUUCUGUUGGUAUUCAGACUUUUUAUGCCAUGUGCCAAUGAAAAUGGUGAUGCCCGUCCUGAAGUGACAGUCAGACAUGUCAAAUUGUGGAGUUAACACUCCAAGACCAACUCACCAGGAAAACUGCUCACAAGGUGGAACUAAGCUCAGGAAUAUUAUGGAAAUACAAUUGAAAUGAUCUUCAGGUGGAAUGGGAGAUGCGUGCCAAGUCCUUCUGCUCACCAUUACAGUGGUUAUCAGACUCGCUGACUCUUGACCUGACAGUUUUCCCAUUGGAUGGCUCAGUUGUUUAGUAAAUGGCCCUUGCUGAUGGAGGGGUGCAGGUCCCAAUCGUGUCGCUCUGAUUUUGGGUGUGUUGCUAGGUUUUUCAUACAAUUUGAAUGAACACUGACUCUGCCAGCCUUAGGGGUAAAUGUAUCACUUUUCAGCACAGCACACUCUAGGAGUGAGAUGUUGCUGCUUCCCCGGACUCUGUCUCUCGUUUGAUUCAGUGUUCAUUCUAAAGACCAAUGAGAAGAGGGUGUAAUUAACAGACUGGAGUAUGAUCCUCAUAGCUCAUUGUUUUACAAUAUUAACUGACAUAAGAAGGCAUCUCUAAACAAUUGAUUCAACAGCUUAUAUUUCCCUGUAUUAUCCAAACUGUAUUUUCUGCAUUGAGAUGCUAAGAAGCAAAUGCAAUGUGACUGCUCUUUGGAAUUGUUAGUCGAGCAGACAGUACGUUGGUAACUUUCCACCCUCAAGGAGCAAAGUGUGGGCGAGGUACCUCAAGGACUCACUCAUCAUCAUCAUGGAGAGUUUGCUGAGUUGAGGAGGAGUGAAUAACUGUGACUUAUCUCUUCAGAAGACGCUGUUCAGAUUGAGAGAGUUUCAGGUCUCUGGAAAGUUCUUUGCAUUACUAUGUUGCUGAACAGGUCAAUUCAGGCACAGCGGCCUGAACUAAAAAGGAUGGCAAUGUAUAUAAGUGGUUAGAACUGGACUCAAUGUAUAUUAAACACCAAACCAAAUUACCACAAAUCGCUUCUGGGACUUUUAAAAAUUGCUUUUCAUUUACCUGACCUGAUUGUGAAUGAUGGACAUCAUGUAUCGCAUAUUACAUUAUUUGCACUUGAAUACAUGGCCAAUUUAUUGUUGAAACAGUGUCAUUCUUCUGUUCAGUGAUGGAUGGAGCUCACUCUACUUUGGAAUACUCAUGUAUGUCUGUCUGUCUCUCUCUCUUUAGAUUUUCUCCUAUAGACUUGCACUUUUUAGGGAAGAUCAGGCAAGAAUGCCAGGGUCUUACCUUACCUUCCUUUCUUGAAAGCAUUUAUCUUAAAGUAUCGAUAACCAUUUGUUCUCCCAGGAAUGUGAUUGAAAAUGUUCUGUGAUGAUGCCAGUUAGCAUGUUUUGCUGGUGUCCAGAGUUCUCUAUUAACCUCAUUCUUUCUGUUUUACACUCACGUUUCAGCUCUUUUCCUGGACCAUUUAUUUAUUAAUAACUGAAUUACAUCGAACUUCAUUUAACAGUGGAUUACAUUAAAGUAGCACCAUUUUUGCUUUUCUAUCAGAAUAUUCAUAAUGCAGCUGGAAGUGUAAUUGUAAACUCUCUUCCCAUGGUGUUACAUUGACUGGAUCAGCACCUCUGGUCAUCUUGGGACAAACUUUAGAAAUCUCGUGUCCUUAUGUUGGAAUGUCUGUUCAUGAGCAUUACUCUUGACAACUUCAUAUCAACAUUAUGAUGUGUCAGGUCAGAACACGAUAGAAAAGCUUUUUCGUGAUGAAUGUGUUCCUAUCCAUCCUCAAAUUAGCAUGUUGCUAUUCUUCCCCCCCAAUCUCCACAAGUGCAUGGGUGUACUUGACUUUAUACUUCUGAAGAACAAAUGAAUUUUAUGACUUUAACCUGUGUUCUCAUCAUUUGGGAUUGAGUGCUGAAGGAGAAGUAAAUGGUUUUCAGUUUUGGUUCUGCAUCAGGGUUUUUUUAAUAUAAAAGGGAAAAAGUCAUUUUUGAGCACAGAUUUCAAAACAGUCUUUUCAAGAAAGCAAGCUACCAGAGAAGUUCACUGAAGCAAUGUUCACAACGCUGAAUAUUUUGUGAACAAAAAACACCUGGCCACGAGCCACAAUUGGGUAUCAUUGAGAAGAUUGUCACGUGAGAAAGCCAUUGUAGUCUUUGGCAGGCAGGCUCUCUUCUGUUGGAGCUGGGGAAGGCAGUCUCAAACUGUUUUAACCAUUCACAUAGACAGACUUUUCCUCAGCUUCAGCUAGGAAAGUCCAUAGGAAUAGGUGAUGUCUGUGAAUGUUGAGGAGAAACUGUCGUGGAGACAAUCCCCUUUAGCAGGAGGGACAGAAGUAAACCCAGCAAUAUACUUCACUGGGUUCAACUCCAUCAGUUGUGUGAGAAAUUACAAGACUUCAGCUGAGUGAUACUUCACUUGGGUUGAAUGUCUGGAAAGGAUAUUAAGGGAAAAAGAAAGAAAUUUUUGACUUAAGAUCUUUCCAAUUGGAAUUCUAUUGUGUAUAUAUAUAACUUUCUUUGUUUGGUGUAAUAAAUUUAUCUUCUUUUGUUAAAAAGUACAUUGACAGCCUCAUGAAUAUGUUCAGUGACUGACCAGCACGGAAACCAAGCUGCAAAAAUAAAACUUGGUCAUCAAGCUAGGUGUCUCCGGAAUCUGACUUAGUAAUAGAGCAUGGAAACAGACCCUUCAGUCCAUCCAAUCUAUGCUGAACAUAAUUCUAAAUCAAACUAGUUCCACCUGCCUGUGCUUGGCCCAUUUCUCUCCAGCUCUGUCUUGUUCACCUGCUUAUCAAUAUGUCUUUUAAACACUGUAACUGUACCUACAUCCAGCAUUUCCUCAUUCUACACACAAACCACUGUGUAUACAAAAAAAACUGCUCCUCAUGUCAUCUUUAAAUCUUUCUCCUCUCUCCUUCCAACCUAUGCCCCCUUGCUUUGAAAUCCCCACCCCCACCUGAGGGAAAAGACACCUGUUAUUCACCUUAUCCGCACCCUGCAUUAUUUUAUAUUUCUUCAUAAGGUCACCCUUUAACCUCGUAUGCUCCAGUGAAUGAAGUCCCAGCCUCUCAUAUAACACAAAUACUGCAUUCCUGGCAAUAUCCUGCUAAAGCUGUUCUGAACCAUCUCCAGUUUAAUAAUACCCUUCCUAUAACAGGGUGACCAGGAAUGGACAUAGGCCUCAUCAAUAUCCUGUACAACCUCAACAUAACAUCUCAAAUCCUAUAUUCAAAAGACUGAGCAAUAAAGGCCACCGUGUAAAUGUCUUCUCUAGUAUUACCUUCAACUGGAACCAAAACCAAGUGGGAGCUCUUUGGAUGAUAGAAAUCUGUUAAUUUAAGAGCAGUCUGUGACAUUGAAUAAAAUGAGUUACAUGGAGGCACUGGACAUAAAGAAACCGAAGAAGCUGUGAAGUAUAUGGGUUGGAAUUAUGAAAUGACUUAAACUGUUGCUCAGGCUUUUCUGGGUGGUUAAGGUGUAACAGUGGAUUAUUGUAAGUUUUUGACUAAGGCUACAGUAAGUUAGCGGACUAGUUGGGAAAAUAAAAGCAGCAUCUUCUAAGGUUUAGAUUAGACUUGGAAAGGAGAGAAGACUGAAACUGAUGUGUCAUUGCUUGAAUGUGCUAAAAUUCAAUUAGAACUGGGGAAAAAAGACUUAGGAAGAGGAAAUGAAAGCGCCUGACUAGGAAGCUAGAGAAAUGAAAAGCGAAAACGAGAGCACGAGGAGGGAUUUAAAAAGUUUGAACUGCAACAGGAUGGGGAUUUUGAUCAACAUGACCAUGGAUAAAGGAAGGAAUGGGGAGGGGCUCAGGAUGAUUCUGAUCCCAAUGAGGGAUCAGAUUCAAUAAGACACUUGUUUCGUAUUGAAAUUUAUAGGGUGCGGUUGAAAGGUAUUACAUCCCAUUUGAAAAGGUAGCUGGAAAAGUGCUGAACAUAUUUGCAUCUUCAUGUUUUGAUAGGUACAGCUAUAAAUCUGUAUAUCCGUUUUUUAGAGUUUCAUUCUCAAGAUAGCUUUUAACAAUAGGUAUCACCUCAGCUCAUAAUGCAUUGAAGGUGUAAUGCAUUUCACAUGUAAUUUUGUAAGUACAAAUUCACCCCACAAACUUGUGUGCGGGUGCAGGCAAGGUAGUGUGUGUGUGUGUGUAAUGGGGUAUAAGUCUAUGAGAGAGAUGUGUGCGUGAGGCACAUGCUUAUGUGAGAGAGAAUGUGUGUGUGUGUGUGUGUAGUGCAGUCCGGUCACCUGUAGUGUGACAUGAACCCAAGGUCCACGUUGAGGCCAUCCCGAUGGGUUCCUGGUGUGUGCGCACAAGUUUGUGGGGUGAAUUUGUACUUUCAGAAUUACAUUUUAUUUUGCUCAUAAAUCCAUCUAAGAUUCUGUAAAUCCCACUUUAGAAAUAGAAUUAGUCUUGACCUAACAUUGGGAAACUGACAGACUUUAACCUCACACCUUCAAUGCAUCAUCUGCUCUGAGAUGACAUCUAUUGAUUAGAUUAGAUUUCCCAUAAUCUGGAAAGUCCACACUGACCCUCAGAAGAGUAACCCACCCAGAUCCAUUUCCCUCUGAUUAAUGCAUCUAACACCACGGGCAAUUUAGCAUGGUCAACUCAGCUGACCUGCACAUCUUUGGACUGUGGGAGGAAACCAGAGCACCCAGAGGAAACCCACGCAGAGUUGGGGAGAACUUGCAAACUCCACACAGACAGUCACCCGAGGCCAGAAUUGAAUCUGGGACCCUGGUGCUGUGAGGCAGCAGUGCUCGCCAUUGAACCACCGUACCACCCGGUAUUGUUAAAAACUAUCUUGAGAAUGUAACUUUUAAAAAAGUUCUGGGAUUUAUAUAUGAAGGAACCGAAACUAACAAAAUCAUUCUAAAAGACGAAAGACUUGAGCUAAUGUGUUUAAUGUUAUAUUCCAUGAUACUACAAUCCUGUUGCUAUAAAUUCUAUGUCUUGUGAUUCAGCUCAGCAAUCACCUGAUUA
Messenger RNA from Hemiscyllium ocellatum (epaulette shark), 10598 nucleotides. RefSeq names its product tyrosine kinase 2 (gene tyk2). The coding region runs from base 234 to 3782 and encodes 1182 amino acids. Gene Ontology annotation, biological process: cell differentiation; cytokine-mediated signaling pathway; intracellular signal transduction. NCBI's taxonomy places the organism in Eukaryota, Metazoa, Chordata, Chondrichthyes, Orectolobiformes, Hemiscylliidae. The transcript is spliced from 24 exons. The record is from RefSeq and is a predicted model, not a curated record. Gene Ontology annotation, cellular component: membrane; cytosol; cytoskeleton. Gene Ontology annotation, molecular function: non-membrane spanning protein tyrosine kinase activity; ATP binding; cytokine receptor binding.